AUGGAAUCCCACGAUCCGGAAAAGGCCCAGGGGUCUGUUACUCCUGCGGAAGUUGGUGGUGAAAGCGACCGAACGGAUAGAGCUAGCUCUGUUGCUACAUCUCUUGAGCAAACCGUGAAUCAGAACAAGGACGAAAACAUACGGCGUUUCUCAGUAUCUGGCGCAGGCCAGCUGUCGCUGGAGGAUGUCGCCAGCGUUCAAGUACGGAUCCGUGACCUUGAGGUAUCCGUCAACACGGCACCGUCUUGGUGGGCUCCCUCUACGUACACUCACCUCGUCAAGUCAAAAUUCAACACUGAGCCUGAUAUGAAGACCCUUCUUCACUCCGUCAAUGCCGACUUGGCCGCAGGCAGCCUCACCGCCAUCAUUGGUGGCAGUGGCUCGGGCAAGACGACCCUUCUCAACACCAUGGCCGAGCGCAUGGUCAGCUCCAGACUACACCAAGAAGGAAUAGUCACGUUCAAUGGCGAGAUUAGCGUUCAUAACGUCCGCCAUGCCUACGUCAUGCAGCAGGAUAUCCUGCUCCCGACUCUGACUGUGCGGGAGACCCUGCGAUACGCGGCAGAUCUUCGUCUGCCAUCGACUGCAAAGCGGCAAGAUCGGUGGCGCAUUGUGGAAGAAGUCAUUCGCGAACUAGGCUUGAAAGAAUGCGCAGACACAAGGAUCGGUAACUCCCAGCACCGCGGAUGCUCCGGCGGUGAAAAACGUCGCGUCAGUAUCGGCGUUCAGCUGCUCGCUAACCCAUCCGUCCUCUUCCUCGACGAACCAACUACAGGGCUGGAUGCCACAAGCGCCUAUCAGCUGGUUCGAACCUUGAAGGCCUUGGCGAAAAAAGGUCGCACGAUUAUUACUACUAUCCACCAGCCUCGGUCCGAGAUUUGGAACCUCUUCGAUAACAUCGUCAUCCUCACCAGAGGCAGCCCCGUCUAUUCCGGUGACGCAACUGAGUGCAUACCUUGGUUUGAAAGCCAGGGGUUUCCCAUCCCCGCAUUUGUGAACCCGGCGGAAUUCGUCAUAGACAUUGCUGCUAUCGAUAACCGCACUCCAGAGCUGGAGACGGAGAGUAGCGUACGCGUCGAAACCCUGAAGCGAAGCUGGGGCCAAGCGAGUGAGAAGCAAUUCUUACCCGUGGGCGGCAUCUUGAGCCAACCGAAUCGCCAUCACCGUCGCAUAUGCUCACAUGGCCACGACGAGAGGGCUGGAUUUUGGCGCCAGCUGCGAGUUUUGACCAGUCGAACCUUCAAAGUCACCUAUCGCGACCCAAUGGGCAUGACUGCUGCCAUUCUAGAGGCCGUGCUUCUCGGCGCAAUCACGGGCUAUAUGUUCUGGAAUGUUGGUCGCGACCAAGCCGGCAUCAGAUCUCGCCAGGGCGGACUAUACAUCACCGCUGGUCUGCAAGGCUACCUGAUCCUCCUGUUCGAAGUGUAUAGGCUCACUAUUGAUAUGCCAACAUUCGACCGCGAAAAUUCCGAAAAUUGCGUUGAUCCUCUCCCAUUUAUCUUGUCUCGCCGACUUGCGCGCAUGCCGACUGAAGACAUCCCUGUGCCAUUCAUAUUCUCCGUUUUGAUGUACUUCAUGUCAGGGUUUGACCGCGACGUGGGAAAGUUCUUCACCUUUUUCGCAAUCACUCUGCUCAACCAAUAUGUUUCCGUGACAUGCGCCAUGGCGUGUGUAACGGCUGUGCGACACUUUCCGGGGGCAAGCUUAAUGGCCAAUUUGGUCUACACUAUUCAGAGUAUAGCAUGUGGCAUGUUCGUGCAAUCCAGCAGCAUCCCAGUUUACGUUCGGUGGAUAAAAUGGACCGCUUACAAUUUCUAUGCAUUCAGCGCUUAUUGUGCGAAUGAGUUCCAAGGAAGCUUUUACGAUUGUCCAUUCCCCGGCGGCAGGGAUAAUCCUGCAUGCCAGCAAUACACUGGGCAAUACAUCAUGAAGUCUCUGGGCUUCCCAACGAAUUGGAUAGCGAGACCAAUAGUGGCGCUUGCCUCGUUCAUCGCCCUCUUUUUGCUUCUAUCCACCGUUGGUCUCACAUUUCUCAAAGUCGAAAUGACAAUUGCUCGCGCGCGAACGACUGAUACCGACUUGUCUGCUGGCAAGGAAAAGAUGACUGCACGCUCAAUUGGAGAAGUACGAGCCAUCGAUGUUGGUCUGGACAAAUUUGCGCUUGCCCUGGACAAAAAGGCAGCCACUGGCAAGCGUCUCCCUCGACGCCUGAUUGUCAAUCCCGUCACGGCGACAUUUCAAGCCGGUACUCUCAACGUCAUCAUGGGCCCGUCCGGUAGUGGCAAAACGUCCCUCCUCAAUGCCAUGGCGCUCAGACUGCGCAACUCUGUGGGCAACAAAUACCGUCCCUCCGGCAAACUGACAUUCAAUAGCGCGGUCCCGUCAGACUCUGUUAUCCGUUCCGUCUGCUCAUACGUAUGCCAAGAUGACGAUGCGCUGCUGCCAUCCCUGACAGUCCGAGAAACUCUUCGUUUCGCGGCCGGCCUGCGUCUCCCAUCAUUUAUGAGCACCGAAGAGAAAUAUCGUCGAGCCGAGGAAGUGCUACUCAAGAUGGGCCUAAAGGACUGCGCCAACAAUCUCGUUGGCAAUGACAUGAUAAAGGGUAUCUCGGGCGGUGAGAAGCGGCGAGCUAGUAUCGCUGUUCAGGUCUUGACGGACCCUCGGGUGCUACUUCUCGAUGAGCCCACCUCUGGACUGGACGCCUUCACGGCCAGCUCUAUCAUGGAAGUGCUCCAAGGUCUCGCAAACGAGGGACGCACACUGAUUCUCACCAUCCAUCAAGCACGAUCAGAUCUGUUCAAGCAUUUUGGCAAUGUUCUCCUGCUCUCCCGUGGCGGCCAUCCUGUAUACGCAGGCGCCAGCAGAGACAUGCUCGGAUACUUUGGUAAACAUGGAUAUGACUGCCCCAAAAAUACUAAUCCCGCCGACUUCGCGCUUGACAUGAUCACGGUCGACUUGCAAAAAGAAGAUAUCGAAGCAGAAAGCCGCGAGCGGGUAAAAAGGCUCGUCAAAAGCUGGGAAGAGCAUCAAGAUCCAACUGGGAAUACCCACGAGCCGCGACUGUCGCCCAUUCAUGAAGAGACUGAUGAACCCAACGAGAAGCGAAAGAGCCUAACUACCGGCUUCCAGAUCAAUGUCUCGGACGAAGGUGAACCCAGUGAAAAGUCACAAACGACCUCUUCCGGAGACAAGGGUGCCCUUGAACCUAGAGGUGCGUUCACGGCCAUCCCUCGCCGCUCUUUCAACCGCGCCAACCUGUCCACGCCUGCGGAGCUGGGAGCUCUCGUACGCAAGCGCACCUCCAUCGUCAAGGCAUUGCCACUUCUCCUGCGCCGCGCCGUCAUCAACACUCGCCGCCAGCCGGAGCUCAUCCUCGCGCGCACAAUGCAGGUAGCUGGCCUGGCCGGCGUCUUCACACUCUUCUUUGCGCCUUUCAAGCACGACUACUUUUCGGUGCAGAACCGCAUGGGGUACGUGCAGCAGCUUGGCGCCUUUUACUUUGUCGGUAUGCUCCAAAACGUGGCCGUGUACCCGGCCGAGCGCGACGUCUUCUACCGCGAAGACGACGAUGGCGUGUACGGCGUCGACGCCUUCCUGCUGUCGUACACUGUCCUCGAGCUGCCCUUUGAGGUGCUCAGCUGCCUCGUCUACGGCCUCUUCUCCACGUUUGCGGUGCGCAACCCGGAAACUGCAUCGCUUUACUUUGCCGCGUUCUUCGGCUGCUUCGGCGUCGUCUCGUGCGGCGAGAGCCUGGGCAUCAUGUUCAACACGCUCUUCGCGCACACCGGCUUCGCCGUCAACAUCAUGGGCGUCUUCCUCUCCGUCGCCAACGGCAUGGCCGGCGUGCUGUCGAUCAACAUGCCCGGAGCGUUCAACGCCCUCAACUACCUGUCGCCCAUUCGCUACGCCACGCGGGCGAUGGCCCCGUACGCGCUGCGCGGCGUCGACUUUCACUGCACCGCCGAGCAGGCUCUGCCGGACGGCUCGUGCCCGGUCACCUCAGGCGAGCAGGUGCUAGAGCUGUACAACUUUGAUGUGGAUCCCAACGUGAAUGCUUACUGCCUCUUGGCAUGCGUCGUGAUUUAUAGAUUGAUUGCGUGGGUGCUGCUGCGAGUGACGAGGGCUCGUUGGAAGGAUAGGAAGAGAGUAGAGGUCUGA
This is a messenger RNA of Cordyceps fumosorosea ARSEF 2679, 4158 nucleotides long. RefSeq names its product ABC efflux transporter. Gene Ontology annotation, molecular function: ABC-type transporter activity; ATP hydrolysis activity; ATP binding. The coding region runs from base 1 to 4158 and encodes 1385 amino acids. Lineage: Eukaryota; Fungi; Ascomycota; Sordariomycetes; Hypocreales; Cordycipitaceae. The transcript has 2 exons. Gene Ontology annotation, cellular component: membrane. The record is from RefSeq and is a predicted model, not a curated record.